AUGGCCAAAAAGAAGAAGAAUAAGAAUAACAACAACAACCGCCUCCCCGUCGGCUCCGCUGCUCAAACCUCCAAGCUUGAAGACAGCACUAAUCAGCCUGCUCUCGACUCGGAGGCUGUAGGUGCUGAAGAUGAGGUCGGCAAGCUACAACUCCCUACAUACCAGUAUCAGCCCGUGGAGCGUCAUUAUCAAACCUUUGAUUUCAACACUUCAUCUUAUUAUACUUAUCCUAUUGCACCUUCCAAUACCAAUGAUCUGACGGCGCCCAAGGUCCAGGACGACAAAAGGCCAAGUGCCGAACCCGAGAAGGAGACUCCUCCAGCUGAGGCUGCAGUAGAGGAACCAAGCAGCUCUCCGGAUGAGAGCCCAGCAUCGCCAGAAAAUGGAGACUCUUCAGAGGCCACACCACCGACUGAGCCUGCUGAAGCCGCCGACGGCCCCGGGGAAGAUGCCAAAGAAGAAGACAAGGACGUCGACGCUUCUGCAGGAGAUGAACCUGCGCCGAGUACCGAGAACGAAGCUCCUGCGGCGGACGCCACUGAAGAGCCGCCUGCAGACGGUGCAGAAAGCGCAGAACCUGAGAAGACCGAAGAGGCGUCGGAGCCAGCAGCAGAUGACUGCCAACCAAAGGAAGACGACGACAAUGGAAACAAUGACGAAGAUUUUCCAGAGUGUGACCCUGAACUCGGACUCGACGAGGUAGAAUCUGAGAAGGAAGCCGCCAAGCAGGCUGCAGAGGAUGCCGAAGCUUGGGGAGACCUUGCCGACGCCAAUGAAAGCAAGGAUGCUCCGGCCGACGAUGCUUCAGCUGAAAGUAAUGAAGAGCCUGCACCUGACGAAUCUUCACCGGCUAGCAACGAGGAGCUGGCUCCCAACAAACCGGAUGAAGCAGUCGAGGACGCAACUCCCAAAGACGACCCAGCUCCGACAGAAGCAGGGGAAGACUCCCCACCGAGUGAAGGCGGCGCUGAACCCGAGAAAGAAGCAGAAGCUCAGCCUGAAGAACAGCCAGCUUCCACCGAGCCAGAGCAAUCACCAGCAGAGGUGGCUUCUCCCCCGGAAGAGAAGCCUUCGGAGGAGCUCGCGCCAGAGCGCGAGCCUCAGCCGGCAGAGACUUCUUCAAAAAAGAAAAAGGAUAAAAAGAAGAAGGGAAAGGCCGUUAAAGCCGCCGAGAGUGCUCCAAAGCCUGACCCUGAGCCCAAGGCCGAUCCCGAGCCCGAGCCCGAGCCUGAAUCGGCGGAAACUUCAAAAAAGAGCAAGAAGGACAAGAAGAAGGCCAAAAAGGCCGCCAAAGCCGCCGGGAAUGCUCUUGAUUCCGAGGCGAAACCUGAGUCUGCAACGGAACCUGCCACAGAUCCAGCUCCUGCACCCGACGAUCCAGGCCCGGAUGAAUCACCAGAGAAUGCCAGUGAGACUCAAGAGCCAGCGACAAAGGCCGAUGAUGCUACUGCAGAGCCCGCAGCUACCGAAGACUCUGGAGAAUCUCAGUCUGCACCAGAGGAGGAAGCACCAGCUGAACUCGCCAAAGAACCUGAAGAGCCGGCUGAGGAUCCUGCACCCGAGGCUGCACAGAACGCUUCGGGCGAUGCUGCAGUUACGGAAACGGCUGAAGAAGUCCCGAAGGCCGAAACUGCAGAAGAGCCAGUUCCUUCUGAGACCGAGGCCAAAUCCGAGCCUGAACCACCCGCCGAACCAGCCGAGCAGGAACAGAAGGAAGAAGCUCCUGCCGAAGAAGCCCCUGUAGAACCCGCUGCGGAAGAACCUUCUGAAGAUGCACCCGCUGAGGAGACGGCUGUGGAAUCAGCUCAUGAACCACAAGCCGAAGAUGCACCGGAAGCAGCGACUGCAGAGGAGCAAUCUUCUUCUGAACCACCUGCGGAAGAGCCUGCUGCUGAGAAGGCGCCUGAAGAAGCACCAGCUGAACUCACUCCUGCACCAGAUCCCGCUCCCGAGGAACCACCUGCCAAGGUAGCCGAGGAGCCCGUCGAGAUGAAAGAGGAGGAAGCAACACCACCACCGGAGGAGCCUGCAGCUGUGGAGGAGCCUGUAAAAGAGUCUCCCGUCGCUGACGAGCCCGCUGACGAUCCUCCUGCUGAUUCAAAGCCCGCUGAAGAGCCCGCUGAAGAGCCCGCUGAAGAGCCCGCUGAAGAGCCCGCUGAAGAGCCCGCUGAAGUGGAAGUGACUAAUGAGGAGCCUGUAGCCGAAGCUCCUGCUGAAGAGGCCCCAACGGAUGAAGCUCUGGCCGAGGUGCCUGCUGAAGUUGUUCAUACUGAGGAACCCGUGUCUGAGCCACCUGCUGCAGAAGAACCAGCUCCCGCAGAGCCCGUGCCUGAAGAGCCUGCAGCAGCCCCAGAAGCCCCGGCUGAAGAACCUGUCCCAGAAUCAGAGGUUGCUGAUUCGGCUCCAGAAGCACCUGAUGAGCCACCAGCGGAAGAGUCUGCUGCGCCUGAAGAACCACCAGCCACAGAGAGUGCAGACACGCCUCCUGUAGAGGAGGCAGCUCCUGAGCCGGUGGAAGAUGCACCGGAACCGCAACCAGCCAUUGAGACACCUGCGGAUGCCGCGCCUGAGGUUGAUGAAACAUCAAGCGAGAUCCCUACCCCUGAUGCACCAGAGGAGCCAGUAGCCGUCGAGCCUGCUGCUCCGGAGACUGCAGCACCUGAAGAAACUCCAGCGGAGCCACCAGCAGAGGAUCCCGCUCCUCCAGAAGAGCAAACUAAGGAUAUCCCUGCUGAAGAGGCUCCAGCUGAAGCUGACCCAGAACCUGUCGAUGCCCCCAUGGAAGAAGUCCCUGCAGCUGACAACAACGCACACGAAGACGAAGGUCCGGAGCCUAUCCCGGAAGCUGCUGUAGGACCUCGUGACGAACCCGAGCCUGAGUUCAUGGAAGACCCCACUGGCGACGCUGGUGAUGCGGCCGCUAGAGAACGCCGGCGCAAGAGGCGCUCGCCCACUAGUGGUCGUGAGCGACGAUACUCGAAGACAUCAUCCGACGGACGUCGUGAUCAGCUCCAACGCCAGAAGAGCGAGCGUGGUGUGUUUACAAACCGAUGGGCCAUGGCUUUGGAAGAGGCUCGUCGGCAGCAUGACGAGAAGGAGCGAGUCAAGGCACAAACCCGGCGAAGGUCCGAAGCCGUCGCCGCCGACAAAGCGCGCAGUGGAAUUUCUCCCUCGGAGAAGCCCAAGCGCUCAGAGCGUGCGGUGAAGGAGAAGGAACCACUGAUUGUCGAGGCUAAGCCCAAGCGUCGUGCGUCCCAUCAAGAGUCGAGCCGACCCGUCAAGGCUCCUCCAUCUUCGAAACAGGUAUCUACCUCCGCUCCCAAGCCUAAGGCUUUCCUUCGGUAUAUGAGCAAUGGUCAGUCGGAGAACACUGGCCCUCUUGUGCGCGUCAACACCUCCAAAUCCAUGUCCAAGUCCACAGCUCCAACGUCUGAACGGUCCCGCAGAGGUUCCACAUCUCACAGCCACGGCAGCGGACCCCGCGACCGUGGUUCCAACGAGGAAAGAAGAUCUAGCGGACGGUCUAGUGGGUCACACUCUCGUCGCGAGGACGAUGCCGCCCGGCAAGAGAAGAAGACUCGUCGCCGAUCUGUCAUUGAGCCCGAGGUCAGCAAACCCCGGGAGAAGGUCAGCCGAGAGAAAGAGAGAAAGCACGAAAGCUCUCGGCGCCACGGAAGCAGCCAGGAGAAGGAGCCUCGUGAGAGGCGCGACAGCCAUGAACCUCGAGAGCGCACUCAUCGCCGACAUCGACGCGAGGAGUCUCCGCCCAGAGAGCAGUCGAAGCUGAAGGGACUCUUCAGAGCCAUCACUGCGUUUUAA
Messenger RNA from Penicillium cinerascens, 3819 nucleotides. RefSeq names its product PE repeat family protein. The transcript is spliced from 4 exons. The coding region runs from base 1 to 3819 and encodes 1272 amino acids. Lineage: Eukaryota; Fungi; Ascomycota; Eurotiomycetes; Eurotiales; Aspergillaceae. The record is from RefSeq and is a predicted model, not a curated record.